Messenger RNA from Didymodactylos carnosus, 4913 nucleotides. The record is from the annotation of a GenBank genome assembly. Lineage: Eukaryota; Metazoa; Rotifera; Eurotatoria; Philodinida; Philodinidae.
ACUCUAAAAAAUAACAAAAGCCUUUCUUAAUGAGGCAUGAUUGUAGCCCGCAAAUUUCUGAUUAAAAUGAGACAUCUCCCACCUCUGCACGACCUUUCUUUGCAGAGUUAUAGAAUUUACAAGAAAAGUCCUAAAUUGUUCAUUGUCAGCUCAAAGCUACAGAAAUAAGAAAUAAAUUUAGGACUUUUCUUGUAAAUUCUAUAACUCUGCAAAGAAAGGUCGUGCAGAGGUGGGAGAGGUCUCAUUUUAAUCAGAAAUUUGCGGGCUACAAUCAUGCCUCAUUAAGAAAGGCUUUUGUUAUUUUUUAGAGUUUCUGAAAAACUGGUUUUCUAGAAAUCCGGUCUCAGGAGGUCUAAGGUCCCAAACAGAUGUCAUAUUCGGAUUCAGCAUACUUGAUUACCUAUUGUCCACUAGCUCACGGCUCAAAAGCGAUUUGCCAGUUAGUGUCCUUUCCUCGUGAGUCGAGUGGUGAUGUUUAUUUUUAGUUUCAAACCGAUCUAAAGUCACUAUAUCAAGAUUUUCGAAAUAUCCGUUCUAUACGCAACAUAGCGAAGAAUGUUUUAAUUUGAAAACCUUGAUAUAGGGACUUCAGGUCGGUUCGAAACUAAAAAUAAACAUCACUACUCGACUCAGUGUGGCCGAUUGCUCCUACCUUGAUCCAUUUUAGGAUCACCCAAGGCCAACUGGCCCAAAUCGGGGCCCUCGGAAAAAUGGUUAUAGCUCGUGAAUCGUAAGAGAUCGAGAGUUAAGACUGGUCUAGAAUUGUAGAUCUCGAUUCGGACUAUCGACUGCACUGUUUGAAAAUCAAAAUUUAUCGUAUGAUUUAGGAACGAUGAUCUCGUAGACUUUGCAUCGGAAGGUUUACCAAGGCUUACCUGAAAGCCUGGUUUUUGCAUACGCUCACGUCCCCCGAUGUUCUCUAUCCAACGGUAGAAGUCCCUAUCACUUGUCGUUCAAAUGUGAUAAGCAUUCUACCGAGCCACCUCGUUUUCAUAAAAGGAUAAUAGAUUUUUUUGUAAUUUUGGUAAGUAACAGUAGAAAAAUAUAGAUAUUCAAAUUUCCUGUCUUAAUUUGAUUUGUCCAGACGGCUCUCUACUCAAACUUCUGAAAGAUAUUUAUGUCAAAACAUCGACAUCAAUAUCUCUAACACGUAUAUUUUCAGUCAUAAGGGUGUUUUAAAAUGAACGUUAUUUGUUUGAAUUUCUGAGACGAGAGAAUCGUUUUCUCAUGAAAGAAGCAUGGAAUUUAAAAUAAAACAGAAAUAUUAGCUUCUAACAUAGUCUUCGGAAAUAAUUAAUCUAACUCAUUGUCUAUACUUUCGUACAAAAACGUUUGCUUGUUGGUACUCCUUCGUCCAAAGUGACAACUUACUACUCUUGUUUUCAUUGGUGCACUAAUUGGACAAAUGUAUAACGAAACAUUAGUUUUAUUUAUAUUUUUGUGAUAUAACGCUGUUAUUUGGUGAUAUGAAUGGAAAUCAUUGAUGAAAAAUAUUAUAUUGUCAAACCUUUUCUUCUGUGUUGUUGACCUUCUUUCUCCUCGAAUGCCUAGCUGUGAAAUCUCACUUUUCUAGGCUGGUGUUAAUUCACCUGUAUCUCUUUUGUUUUCUGAUCCUUGUGUCUAUCUUCUUUCAUAUUCAAAAUUCUAUCAUUUCUUUCUCAAACUGCUCAACUUUCAAUCGUAUGUCUGUGAAUGUUCCUAAAUUUUUUAGAUUUUCUUUCCUUUCGGUUGUUUUCGUUUGUAUACGAACAAUAAUAUCUAAACUUUUUGGCUCUUUGAAUUGUAUUCUCUGUUCAUUGUCGAGUUGUGAAUGCUUCGAAUGACUUCAGACGAGACGAUCAAUUCAUCUUCAUCUAACCGCCAUGGUUUGUCGUUGCUACGCAGGAUUUCCGAUUGUUUUUAAUCAGGGUGAGGAGAUUUUUUUGACGGACAGUCUUUUUAGAAAGUCUGCCGAGAGUUUUUUUUCUAAACAAGUGAAACAUUUGUUCAUUGAAAAGAAUUUUUGUUAUUCCGUAUUAGAAUUUAUUUUUUCAACGAAAACAAUAUUUAACUUUCAUCCGAAUCAUCUUACAGAAAUAAUGAUAUACUUCGUCCUUUGGCUCGCCCUGGAUGAGAAAUAAAAUCUUUUGUAACAAAAUUAAAACUGACAAAAUGUCACAGAUAAGAGUUUUCUGUCUACUAUGAUUAAAACGGUAGCAUUCAUCUUACUGUUCCUAUUGAAAAUUUCCACCUUAGAUUGUCCUUGUAUUUUGAAGAAUUGUCUGCCAUUUAUAUUGACACGUAGUUUGUAGCUGUUGAUAAUAGCUGUCGUUUUCUUACAGUUUAUCAGAUCAAAUAGUUGCAAGGUAAUUGCGACAUGUGUUGUGCUCACAAAAAGAUUGGACAAAUUCUAGGCAGAAUAAAAGUUCCAAAAAUCUGACGGACAGUGUCAAAAUGUAGGAUGGGGAGAUCAUCCACUUCUCGGAAACUGUGUUGCUACAGAUUCCGUGGAUUUUUUGCAGACGUUUUUUCUAACCUUAAAUAUAUUGCACAAGAAUUCAAUAAUUAUCCAUUCAAAAUAAAUUUGAGCAUGACGCAUUAAAAAUACACUUCAACUACAAUAACGAUCUAAAUAAAUGUACACACAUUACAGAUUUAUUUUGAAUGAAUAAUUAUUGAAUGCAGUUCUUUUGCAAUACAUUUAAGGUCAGAAAAAACGUCUUGAAAAAAUCGACGGAAUCCGUAGCAACGAGAACCAUUGCCCGUUAGAUCAAUCCAUAUGUUCUGUCUUGACAGCAAGAAGUGAGAGCUUUCGAAUUGUGUAUUUAUUUUAGCUGAAAUUCAUGCUGAAUUCCCUUUUCUUUAAACUUGACUAUGGAUAUGGCUUGUGGGAGAGUGCGAUUUCUCUUUCUGUUAUUGAUUUCAUAGACAAAUUUGCUGAUUAUCAUCUUCGUUCUCUUAUAUUUCUUAACUUUUCACUAUUUAGAAUAUGUUUUUUUAUUCUUUUUCUCUUGCUAACAGCGUUUCUUCUCAAAAUUUCUUUUCUAAUAGACAAGUUCAACUACUUUUUUUUAUUUUAUUCUACAUUUUAUUAACUUAUUUUUCAUUUCUUUUCAUUAUUAGUUUACUUCGUUCUGUGGUAAUUGUCUAUCUUCAAUUUAGCCAUUUCAAUUUCUUUAGUUUUUUAUUCUCGAUUGGUGAAGUCAUCAUUUUAUGAUCCUCUCUUACUCUUCAUUAGUAAAUUAGAUUAAAUGACAAUUAUUUGGCCAUUUAGUAGUAGUAGCUGUGCUAGCAUACCUAACAUAAGAUCGAGGUAACUUAUGUAUGCAACAAUGUACUCAUAUUUUUUCAAAACUCUUCUAAAUGUAGUAAAGCACUUACUGUAGAUGCUUUAUAUGUUUGUUCUAUUCACUUGUAGCGAGUAUUAACCUAUUUUUUUCUCUAAUAUAGAUUAAGAAGUUCUGAAUUUGUUAACAUGAGAAAUGAAAGAGUAAAAAUAAAAAUAUUUCAUCAAUAGUAGAUAGUUCUGUUUUGCUAGAAUUGUAGUGUCUAAAAACUGUUUUGUUUAGAGCUAAUGAUUUUGUUAUAUUUUUUAUCCUAGUACAACGUAUAUCAAUGUCUUUCACAACAGUAGUUUAAUAAGUUUUCUUUUCAAAGAAUUUGGCUUUAUGUGUAACUCUGUGCUUUUUUUUAAACCGAGAAAAAGCUUCAAUAAUUUUGAGAGACUAAUGUCUUUUUUUUUAUUUAAUGUAUUUCUAUGAUGAUACGAGACGAGACAAGUUUUAUGUGCACAGAUUAAAUCACUUGUAUGUAUUAUUUCUCUAUUAUCUAAGUGUAUACAAAAGAAAAGAGAACAAAAAAAAAGUAACAUAUACUCAUUAAACUAAUUUUUUUUAUUCUUUCUCUCAUUUUAGAUAAUGACAAUGAUGAUUACGAGAAUAUAAAAUGGCAUUUACAUCAUUUUUUGCUAAAGAUAAAGUAAGUACAAAAUAUUGAAAAUAAUCAAAGUUCAUAUAUUUCUUUUUUUGAGUUAUUUUGUUGCACAAGUAACAAUUGUUUUCUGUCUAAAAUUAAAUCUAAAACAUGUUGGACAAAUUGCGUAACGUUGUUGUUUUAAGAGUAAAGAAGGACGUGUUGAUAACAUGUGUUUUUUUUUCUCUCAACAAGUAUAACUUAAAGAAAGAUACGCAAUUUCUAAGUGACUCUAUGAUAUUUUGAUUGACUUUUCCAUAUUCUUUUUAUUCUAUUUACACAACUGUUAUAAAAAUAUUCUCUUUGUUUAUUUAUCUUUUUUCUAGACAUUUCGUCCAAAAAAGAAAUUUCAACCUGGAACAUUACGUUAUUCAUUACAUAAACAUGCAUCAGCCACACUAAAUUCUGGAUUAGAUCUUAAAGAAGUUGUUAAAUUACCAGAUGAUGAGAAUGAAAAUGAUUGGAUAGCCGUACAUGUUGUUGAUUUUUUCAAUCGAAUCAAUCUUGUUUAUGGUGUUAUUGGUGACUACUGCACUGAACAAACCUGUCCAACAAUGUCAGGGGGGCCAAAAUAUGAAUAUCAUUGGUGUGAUAAUUUAGAAUAUAAAAAGCCUACAAGUUUAUCUGCUCAGAUGUACAUAACGAAAUUAAUGGAAUGGAUUGAAUUACAGAUUAAUGAUGAAGCACUUUUUCCUAUUCAGAUUGGUAUUCCAUUUCCAAAAUCGUUUCACUCAAUUUGCAAGAAGAUUUUAUCUCGACUAUUUCGUGUAUUUGUACAUGUUUAUAUUCAUCAUUUUGAUAAAUUAAAACAACUAGGAGCCGAGCCACAUGUGAAUACAUGUUAUAAACAUUUUAUGUAUUUUGUUACAGAAUUUAAUCUAUUGAAAAAAGAAGAAAUUGAACCGUUGUAUGAAAUGACUUAUCGUUUGUGUCCCGAAGUUCUUGGAAUUGACAAACAUUAA